UCCGGUUGUCAAAUUUAAAAAGUGAAAAGCAUUACUUUAUUGAAAAUGCCUUCAUUACGGCCUGAUGCAUGCCCAGGAUUGACAGCUACAGUGGUUGAAAGACUUAAGGAGGCAAAUGUUUCUACUGUGAUUGAAUUUUUGAAUCGAGGUUUGGAAGAGUUAUCAAAAGAUUGUGGCCUUCCUUAUCAGGAGUUGACAGCAAUACGCCGGGUCCUGUUGGCUCAGUACAGUUCAUUUCCAAUGUCUGGUGUUGACAUGUAUGACGAGGCGGUCUCAGCUAGUGCCAUCCUAUCUACGGGUUCACAUGGACUUGAUACUUUAUUGGAUGGAGGGUUGUACACAGGGGAGAUAACAGAGAUGAUUGGUCCUCCUGCUGCUGGGAAGACACAGGUGUGCAUUGCAACAGCAGUGGCAGUUGUCAUGGAGACAGAUCACAAUGUUGUGUAUAUUGACACAGGAGGCUCACUUUGUCCCAGCAGACUUCACCAGGUUAUGCAGUCACAUGACAUUACAGAAGAGAAGUAUGAAGAAAUGUGUCAAAGAAUACAGUGCUUCAAGAUCUUUGAUAUAUUCCAACUCCAGGAAUGCCUCCAGGAACUUCAUCAGAAGAUACUAAACCAGUCAGCACCAUUUCACAGCAACCUAAAGCUGAUCAUUGUUGAUUCCGUAGCUGCAGUGAUUUUGCCCAUAUUAGGAGGUGCCCAGACAGACAGCCAUGGUCACAUGAUUCAUUUGAGUCGCAUUUUGAAGUCAUUGGCUACAGACUGCUCUACAGCUGUUCUGAUUACAAAUAAUACAACUGGGGCCAACAACGAUACAGGACAGGUGCUGCCAUCUUUAGGGAGAUCCUGGCAUCACAUUCCAAAUACAAGGAUCGCAAUUUCCCGAAUGAAUGAAUCUUCAUCAAAGUCAUUCUCAUCAGAGAGCAAGAGUGAAACCAGAAGAGUCUCAUUGGUUAAAAGUUGUAAACAGGUGAUAGGUGGCAGCACCAUGAUUGCAAUAAAAGACACAGGGGUGACUUGACAGAACUUAUAAACGAAAGGAAAUACUGGUAUAUGCAAGAUGAUGUAUGAGCAUAUGUUAGACAUAGGAUGAUACAUAAGGACAUAUGAGGACAUAGGAUGAUGACAUAUGAUGGUGAGGACACAUGACAAUGUGUGGGGACAUUUGAGGAAUACUGACUAGUCCUGUCUAAUCCAUGAAUGAAUAAUGUAGACUAACAUUUAAUUUUCUAAAUACACUUUGAUAAUCAGAUAAUCACAUUGUACAUAUGCGAGUACAUGUAACCAUGUAUCUUCUCCAUUUCAAUUAAAAAACUGAGAAUGAAUAUAAAUGUGCAAUAUGUACUACCAUUUCGAA
Molecule: messenger RNA, 1359 nt
Organism: Owenia fusiformis
Lineage: Eukaryota; Metazoa; Annelida; Polychaeta; Sabellida; Oweniidae
Source: the annotation of a GenBank genome assembly